Messenger RNA from Acanthamoeba castellanii str. Neff, 5025 nucleotides. RefSeq names its product serine/threonine kinase. The record is from RefSeq and is a predicted model, not a curated record. The transcript has 17 exons. NCBI's taxonomy places the organism in Eukaryota, Discosea, Longamoebia, Acanthamoebidae. Gene Ontology annotation, molecular function: ATP binding; protein kinase activity. Gene Ontology annotation, biological process: cyclic nucleotide biosynthetic process; protein phosphorylation; intracellular signal transduction. Bases 1 to 5025 code for a protein of 1674 amino acids.
AUGGGCACCGCACCUUCGCGAACCUUCGCGUUCUCCUCUUGCUUGUACAUUGCGGCGGUGGUGAUCUUCUUUUGCGGCUUUUCCCACCCUGCGGAGGGCACGGUGGUGGUGAAUGGAGUGGGCAAUGUGCACCCGAAUUUGUUCACGACGUGGAGCGAGGGCUACUCGUUCAACACCGAGAACUUUGUGAUAAACUACGACGCCGCCGAUGACACCACAGCCUCGCUGGCUCGCGUCGAGAGCGGCGCCAUUGAGUACGUGCUCACCGACGGUCUCAUCGCCCCGAGCACCCUGCCCGCCAACGCCCUGCAAGUGCCGGUGGCCGGGUCAGCGCUGGUGAUGGCCAUCAACCUGCCCUCAAUCGCCGACUCCGCUCUCGUGGUGAGCAGCGAGGUGCUGGCCAAGGUGUGGAUGGGCACCAUCACCACGUGGGACCACGCCGACAUCGCCGCCCUCAACCCCAAUGUCACCCUGCCGGCCAACGCCAUCACGCUCGUGGUCUCUGAGGCGCCGAGCAGCGUGGAGAUGAGCGGCGUGCUGGUGCGCGCCCUGUCUGCCGUGUCGAGCUCGUUUGCGGCGGCUUUGGCGUCGGCGGGCUCACUCGCGGCCAUGGUGCCGGCGAGCGCCAUGAAAGUAUCCGGCACCGACGCUCGCCUGGCCACCGUCAAGGCAAACUUGUACAGCAUGACAUACGCCGACUACGGAUCGGUGCUCGCAGCCGGCAUGGCGUGCGCGCGCAUGAAGAACGCGGCCGGUCGCCUGGUUUCGCCCUCGGCCGCCGCCAUCCAGUCGGCCAUGACCGACUUCAGCACCUCUGUCAAAGGUGGGGACAUGAGCAGCGACAUCUCAAACGGAGCGGGCAACGCCACGUGGCCGCUGGCCUACACGGUCUUCCUCACCACGUUGCACACCAAACAGGCCAAGGACUGCGGGCCGGCCGAGGGCCUGAUGCGAUUCUUGAGCUGGGCGCAGACCAAUGACCGCGCGGGGACGACGAUCAACGCGCAGGGCUGGGGCGCGCUGGGGAUCGUGUACAAGAGGGCGCUCAUCAACUCGUUCGGCACCGUCGAGUGCAACAACGAGACUGCCCUCAGCACGGCUUAUAUCAUCGGCUUGGGCGGAGGAAUUCGAGCAGUCGACGACUGGGCCGUGUCCUACGCCUCCAACUCCUUCGUGCAGAAAUUCUACUACUCCGAUACGGCCAACGCCAUCACUCAGAUGAUCCAAGGCACCAUCGACUUUGGCGCCCUCAGCUUUGAGCCGACAGAGGCGCAGUGGGCACAAAUGCCAAGCAUUCAAUUGGUGCCGGUGCUGGGCCAAGCCGUAAUCCCCUCCUAUAAUAUACCCGAGCUGCUGGAGGCAGGCCCGCUUGUGCUAACGUUGGAGAUCUUGGCCGACAUCUACCUCUCCAAUAUCGACAACUGGCGCGACCCAAGCAUUCUCGCCGCCAACCCCCGCAUUGCUGACUUGAUCCCCAAUAAGCCCAUCAUUGUGAUCGUACCGACGAUUUACUCGGUGAUGACUCUCGUCGGUUCCUCGGCAAUGGCCAAGGCUGUCCCUGAGUUCAACACAGCCGUGGGAUCGGGAGGUCUGUUGAAGUUCCCGGUGCAGACCAAAGCCCCUGAGCGGGUCCUCGAGAUUGCUGGCACCAGCGCGGCCCAGGUCCCCUUGGCCGUCGCCAACCCCUACAGCAUCUUCUUCACCCUCAGCGGCCAGAUCGACGUCACCACCGCCCUCAAGCCCGCCUCCCUGAUCAACCCCGCUGGAAACAUCGUAGCCGCCGGAUCAGAGAGCGUCCUCUCCGCCCUCGACGACUUUGCGAACACAUCAGACUACAUCCUCCUGCUCGUUCGAAUUCCAGAGUCGCACAGCUGGACUAACUACACCGGAAAAGGAGCGGGCACGUGGCCCAUGGCGACCUAUAACGGCCUGCUCAUCCACGUGACUGAGUCCAGCAACUGCGCCAAGGCCAAGGCGCUCGUCGACUGGAUCUACUACACGCAGAGUUCUUCGGUGGCGUCGACUAUCGCGACCAGGAACGGCGUCACCACGGCGGGCCGAUCGCCGGGCGUGCUCAAGCGAAUCCUCACGCAGCUCACCAGCGUCACGUGCCAGGGGGCCAAGGUCAGCUCCAUCGCCCCGUGCGUGCGCGACGGCGUGCUGUGCUCCGAUCACGGGUCGUGCCCGUCGGGCGAGUGCGUGUGCGCCAGCGGCUGGAGCGGCACCUUCUGCGAUGAGGAAGUGGGAUCAUCGUCCAGCAGCGACUCGACGACGAUCGCUCUGGCGGUGGGACUGGGCGUGGGGGUUCCGUUCUUCCUGAUCGUGAUGAUCCUCGCCGCCGUGGGCAUCAUCAUGGCGGUGAUCGUCAAGAAGAGGCAGUGGGGCAACGACAACUGGGAGAUCUCACCGAGCGAGCUCGAGAUGGAGGACCACCUCGGCACUGGCGGGUACGGGAGUGUGUACAAGGCCAAGUGGCGCGGGACGGAGGUGGCGGUGAAAGUGAUGUCGUCGGAGGUGGUGACCAAGGAGAUGCAGCGCCAGUUCGCCGACGAGGUGCGCAUGAUGACGGCGUUGCGGCAUCCGAACGUGGUGCUGUUCAUGGCGGCGUGCACGAAGCCACCCAAGAUGUGCAUCGUCAUGGAGCACAUGUCUCUCGGCUCUCUCUACGAGCUGUUGCACAACGAGCUCAUUCCUGAGAUUCCGCUGGAGCUCUCAGUGAAGAUGGCGUACCAGGCGGCCAAGGGGAUGCACUUCCUGCACUCGUCGGGCAUCGUGCACCGCGACCUCAAGUCGCUCAACCUGCUGCUCGACGCCAAGUGGAACGUCAAGGUGAGCGACUUUGGGCUGACCAAGUUCCGCGAGGAGGUGCAGAAGGCGACGGUGCACGAGGCCCAGGGGUCGAUCCACUGGACGGCGCCCGAGGUGCUCAACGAGACCGCCGACCUGGAUUACACGCUCGCCGACGUCUAUAGCUUCGGUAUCAUCAUGUGGGAGCUGAUGACGCGCGAACAGCCCUACUCCGGCAUGGGAACGGCGGCGGUGGCGGUGGCGGUGAUCCGCGACAACCUGCGGCCGCGCAUACCCGACGACCUUGAGGUGCCGCACGAGUACAGCGAUCUCAUGACCGGCUGCUGGCAUUCGGACCCGGCCAUCCGGCCCACGUUCCUCGAGGUCAUGACGCGCCUGUCGGCCAUCGCCGGUGACCACACGAGCAUGGGCGGCACGUCGAUGACCACCACGUCGUCGGGCAUCUCCAUGUCGGGCGGCUCGACAUCCGCCGGCACCGGAUCCUCGUCAAGCGCCUCCAUCGUCGGCCCUGCCCAGGCCAACGGCAACGGCGGCAACGGCGGCGGCGGCAGCAGCGGGGUGGCCCCGCCAGAGGGCGAGAUGGCGGUGGUGUUCACGGACAUCACGCGCGCGGCCUCGCUCUGGGAGCACGACCCGGCGGCCAUGCGCGACGCCACCAUGCUCCACAACGACAUCCUCCGCUCGCUCCUCAAGAAGCACCGCGGCUACGAGGCCCUCUUUGCCCGCGGCAGACACGUCAACAGCGGCGAGGGGUCGUUCUGCAUGGCCUUCCAGGAGGCGGGCAACGCGGUGGAGUGGUGCAUGGAGGCGCAGCAGGCGCUGCUCAAGGCCGAGUGGCCGCGGCGGCUGCUCGAACACCCAGGCGCGGGCGAAGAAUGGGGCGACACGGACGACCGGGUGCUGUUCCGCGGGCUGCGUGUGCGGAUGGGCAUCCACGUGGGCUCGCCCAGGAGCAAGCGCGAUGCUGCGACGCGGCGCGUGGAGUACUCGGGCGCGGCAGUCGAUGCUGCGGCGGGCAUCACCGCUCUCGCCCACGGCGGCCAGAUCCUGGUGUCGGGUCCGGCAUUGACCAAGCUCAAGGCCGCCGCGAGCCCGGAAAAGCUUCGGUUCGCUCGCGUGGGUCGGUUCGACAUCACCGGCUCUCCCUCCGGUGAGGAACUGCACGAGGUGAAGGCGCGGGGUCUUGAGGCCCGCUUCUUCGGCGGCGUCGCUGACGAUCAACACGGCUCGUCGCGAACGAUGUCGUCAUCGUUCAAUUCGAACGACGAUAGGUCGUCGCGCAAGUCGCUGGACGAGCUGCAGGCGCACGUGGGCGAGGGCAUGGAGUUCAAGGAGGACACCUUCCUCACGUCGGCCAACAUGGUGCGCUGGGUGGUGGACUUCAAGGAGAUCGCGCUCGGGCGCCAGGUGGGCAUGGGCUCCUACGGCGUGGUGCACCGCGGCCAGUGGAAGGGCGUCGAGGUGGCGGUCAAGCGGUUCAUCAAGCAGAAGCUCGACGAGCGGCGCAUGCUCGAGUUCCGCGCCGAGAUCGCCUUCCUCUCGGAGCUGCACCACCCCAACGUGGUGCUCUUCAUCGGCGCCUGCAUCAAGUCGCCCAACCUGUGCAUCGUGACUGAGUUCGUCAAGCAGGGCUCGCUCAAGGACAUCCUCACCAAUACGAGCAUCAAGCUCCCGUGGACGCGCAGGCUCGAGCUGCUCCGCUCGGCUGCCCUCGGCAUCAACUACCUCCACACGCUCGAGCCGAUGAUCGUGCAUCGGGACCUGAAGCCGUCGAAUCUGCUGGUGGACGAGAGCUGGAACGUGAAGGUGGCCGACUUUGGAUUCGCGCGCAUCAAGGAGGACAACGCCACCAUGACCCGCUGCGGCACGCCCUGCUGGACGGCGCCAGAGGUGAUCCGCGGGGAGAAGUACGGGGAGAAGGCCGACGUGUACAGCUUCGGCAUCAUCAUGUGGGAGGUGCUCACGCGCAAGCAGCCCUUCGCCGGGCGCAACUUCAUGGGCGUGUCGCUCGACGUGCUCGAGGGCAAGCGGCCGCAGGUGCCCGCCGACUGCGCGGCCGACUUCAAGAAGCUCAUGAAGAAGUGCUGGCACGCCACGGCCAGCAAGCGGCCCGCCAUGGAGGACGUGCUCUCGCGCCUCGACGACAUCCUCCAGAACGCCCACGCCUCCGGCCCCACGCCUCGGCCGGUGACGUCCAACGACAACGAGAUCGUGUAA